UGUACUUAGGAACUGCGUCAUAAGGUCUUAAAAUGUUAUAAUUAAUUUUUCAGGUAGACCUUUAUUAAGGGCUCUCUCUCUCUCUCUCUCUCUUUCUCUCUCUCUCACCCAAUAGCAUGCUGCAAAUGCAAUUCAAGUGUGGCCAGCUUUUAUUAACUUUUGUCGUUGUACAAACUGUAGUUGCAUGCAGAAGCUGGGAAAGGUCAAUUUGAGAUGGCACUUCGGCACACUGCUUGUAUGCAUGCUGCUGACAACCUGAUUUAUACUCGUGAAGUUAUUAGAGCCAUUGCAAGGAAACAUGGAUUGUUGGCAACUUUCAUGCCAAAGUAUGCUCUUGAUGACAUUGGCUCUGGGGCGCAUGUACAUCUUAGUUUGUGGCAGAAUGGCACAAAUGUGUUUACGGCAUCUGGUGGUUCCUCUCAGCAUGGAAUGUCAAAGAUCGGGGAAGAAUUCAUGGCAGGGGUUUUACACCAUCUUCCUGCAAUUUUGGCAUUUAUAGCACCGAUUCCAAAUAGUUAUGACCGAAUUCAACCUAAUACAUGGAGUGGAGCAUACAAGUGUUGGGGAAAAGAAAACAGAGAAGCUCCGUUAAGAACUGCAUGCCCACCUGGAAUACAAGCUGGUUUGGUGAGCAACUUUGAGAUUAAAUCAUUUGAUGGAUGUGCAAAUCCACACUUAGGCUUGGCUGCAAUACUUGCUGGUGGUAUUGAUGGUCUUAGGAAUCAUCUUCGUCUCCCGGAACCUGUUGAUACAAAUCCUUCUGGCCUUGGUGCAGAAGUAGAAAGGUUGCCGAAAUCACUUUCUGAAUCUUUAGAAGCUCUCAAGGAAGACAAUUUGUUCGCAGAUUUACUUGGGGAAAACCUAUUGGUUGCGAUAAAAGGGGUCCGCAAGGCGGAGAUUGACUACUACUCGAAGAACAAAGAUGCAUACAAGCAACUUAUAUACCGCUAUUGAGUUAAUUAGCUUAUUGUCUUGUGACUAUUCCUGGUUUAGUCAAGCUCUGAUCCUGUACUUUCUUAAGCUCCUCUACCGAACGCCUCCUGUACUUUCUUAAGCUCCUCUACCGGACGCAAACCAGUUUGGAAAUAAUGUAAGCACUAAGCAUACGUGAGGCUAUAAAAGCUUAUACUAUAUUUUCAACCGAACGUAAAUAUGUAUGGAUUAAUGUAGAAUAUUUUUAUGUGGUCAUCGACAAACUUGUCAAACAAACUUGUCAACGCUGGGGAAAUUUGUGCUCUCGUGGUUGAAAAUCCCUUCUAUAGUGAGAUUUUCCUAGUGAUGCUAUAAAAACAAACUAUAUUUUCGAUAUCA
Malus domestica (apple) is the source of this 1311-nucleotide messenger RNA. The record is from RefSeq and is a predicted model, not a curated record. Lineage: Eukaryota; Viridiplantae; Streptophyta; Magnoliopsida; Rosales; Rosaceae.